GAUCAUUGAAAGGGCCAGUAGAGCCACACCUUAAAUGAAAAUGAAACUGAAUGCAUGGGGUCUAUAUAACGUUAGUCUGCAGUUGAAAUUGUCUCUUUGCCUCACCAUGUAAGGAGAACAGCAGACAAGGGACAACAUGUUUUGCACUAAUUGUCGAUGUCCUCUGGACAGCGGUUUUAACUUCUGCCCUACAUGUGGCAGCAGGAUUCACAAAGAUGUUGCCACAGCAGCACCUCAACCCCCAGCUGCUGAGGGGAAGGUGGAUCAAGCUCAGGCUCCAAAAGAUGUUCAAGAAAAACAAGAAAACACAGAUGAAAUAAAGCUUCAGGGGCUGUCAGCUGGCGAUGACUCACAGCCAGCGAGUGAUGGAGCUACGCCAAAGGACCCAUCAGAUAAGGCUGUCAGCCCAGCCACAGUGGAAACUGCCCCAACCUCACCCCCCCUUAAAGCACAAUUGGAUGGCGAGUUAACUGCUAUUCAGCAAGUAAAAGAGACUUGUAAGGAGGAACAGAGGCUAUCUUUGUCAGCUGCUGGAAGCAACUGUGAACCAUGCAGGCAGGCAAUUCCUGAAUCAAACCUUUCUGUCCCCACAAAACCGCCCUCUCCUGCACCUUAUUCUGACAAAGUGACAGAGCAACAUACAAAGCACCCAGCAGAUAGUAGGGAAGAGGGAAGUGCAGAUGUGCUGCAAGGUCCUGCUGAUAAGCCAGGAGACUUGUCUGAGCAAACACCUCAACAAGCCAAAGCAGCAAAGCAGCCUGUCCAUGAACAAGAAAAAGACAAGACAAUAUCUAAUGAGACACACAAUCUUUCAAGGAAGCCAGGUGAUAAUGAAACUGGUACAGACACUGAACAACAUCAACAAACUGACAGGAAAGAAGACAAAGCAGCUGGAGCUCAAGAUAGUAAAAAGAAGAACAAGAACAAAUCUGCUAAUCGACGUCAAGAAACAGGGGGAUCUGCCAAAAGUACUGAGGUCACAUCUAAUGUUAAGACACAAAAGCUUUCAGGGAAGCCAGUAGACAAUAAAACUGGUACGGGUGCAGAACAACAUACAGCCCAUAAAAAAAGUGACAGGAAAGAAGUCAAGGCAGCAAUAGCUCAAGAUGAUCAGAAUACCAAAAAUAAGAAUGAAUCUGCUGAUCAACGUCAAAAAACGAGGGAAUCUGCCAAAAGCACUGAGGUUGUUGGCACUACAUCGUCUGAGAAACCAAGCACAGACUCGGUAAAAGCACCUAAACAACAACAGGGCAACAGAAAUGAGGAUAUCUCCAAGCCACACACUCCCACUUCCCCAGGCCCUCCCAGCCAUGGGGCAGUGGGUCAUCCAGGGGCAGCAAAUAGGUCCCAGUUACAGAUCAGUGACUGCAUAUCUGUGUACUUCCAUGCUGUCACUUCCAACGAUCCUCCCCUGGAUCCAGAGAAACAUGAGAUUUUCUUGGUUUCAGAAAAGUUGUUUGGGUCAUGGGAGAUACUUGGACAGCAGAUGUCUUUUUCCAGGCAUUUAGGAGACAAGCGAUACCUUGUUGAAGGGCAUGUUCUAGUACACAAAGACGCAAUCAAGACAAGCAUACCUUACAAAUACUGCAUUUUCAAGCGCAGUGAAAAUGGCUGGAAAAGCGCGUUCGAGAUCAUCUUCCUGAAAGAAGAAAAUGUAUAUGUCAACAGGUGCCUGUCAAUCCAACAGGAUCUUCUGACUUAUGACGGGUCCUGGCACCAGUAUGAUGAUAUGAUCCACUCCGAGCUGAAGAAGGGUUGGAUGGGUUUGAAGUUCUGGGCGUCUCUGAGCCAAGUUGUGAUUAAAGGGAGAGAGUUUGCUGGCGAGGAAAUGCUAAAAAUGAUCUUUGGUCUUCUUACAACCUGGAAUGAACAAAAUGUGGAGAACUUCUUUCUCCUGCUACAACAGUUCUAUUUUCAGUAUAGAUGUCCAAUGCUUCAUGAUGGUUCAAUGAGACACUGGGGAAUACAGUAUGGUACAGAUGAGGUGAAUGCCUUGCUCAAAUACUUCCUGGACAACAACAUCCUAAAUACAAUGGGGAAAGAAAAACCCCUCUUACCACCUCUGCAUGCAGGAGUUAUUGGUCUGCUCAUCUACAACAAAUAUCUCAAGGACAGCAAGACAUUUAUCAGCUCUGAUCACCUAUCAAAUCUGUGUGAUCUUCUUUGUCUGCCAAAUGAGCCACAAAACAAUUUUAUCCCUAUCUGGAAAGAGUUUUCAAACUCUGUGAAAAAUAAAAACGGGGUGGCAGAUGUUGUUGAGAUGCUUUGCAACACUGCGAGACAACGCACUAUUAAGAAAUGGGUCUUGCUCAUCCCUCUGAUUCACCUACUGAGAGAAGAAAGCAAACCAUUCGAGCCAGUCCCAUGUGUCUUGAGUCCACAGUUUGACUCAUGGAGCGGCUUGAAAGGAAGCAAAGGGACGCAUAUCCACUUGGGAAGUUACACUAUGAUCAUGAAAGACCAUUCCUACCUGGUGGACAUUGAUCACCUUCUUGUUCACUCUUGGAUGUCUUUGGUGGAUAUGGACGAUUUGUUGAGCUUCAUAUCCAAUGUGCUUCAUAUCCAAGUGGAGCUCUUGGAUAUUCUUCAUUAUUUGCAGUUCAACAUCAGAUCUGAAAUAAAUUAUUCAGUCCUCAAGAGUUUGGAAAAGGUUGCAUCUCAUCUUGUCCAAAGUGAGACUCAUCGCAGCAAAAGUUUUGAUGACAGAUAUGGAGAGUGUUGUCUGAAAACUGCUGUAAGGGUUCUUGCUUCAGUCUGCAGUCACACAAAAGAUCCAAACCUCUGUGAACUACCUCUUCAGUUCCUUGAUCUGGUCUGUCUGAUUGCCAAGACAUAUGGCCACACUGAUUCCAAGGCAAGAGAAAGGUGUCAUGAAGACUCAGUGAAGGAGAUGUUAGAGAUAAUGAGGAAAUGGAGGAGAAAUACCUUCACAAACAAACUGCUCAGUGCAUGGAACAAGAAGUCUUAUGACCCCAAUGAAAUUAAGGUAUGGACGAAAUUACUCUCCGUAUCCUUCAGUCACGAGGAACACCUUUUGUCCUACUGGAGAAACACAUUCAUGAAGGAUUUUGAAGGAAGAUUAAAAAAGGAAAAAACAGAGGACCAAAUCGGAUUAUACUGUAACACGAUGGAAGAACUGAGCAAGACCAGUCCACUGUUGUGCAGCACAAUGGAGAACUGUGCAAUGGAGGUUAUUGCACGCAUUUGCCAGGAUAAAUCUGGCACAGCUGUGUCAGGCCUGUUGAGGAAACAUGAUAUCACAAAGUUCGGGAAGCUGAUGUCAGUUGUUGUGCUGAAGUCAUGGCCCACAGAUUCCAAAGGAGAUUACAUUCAAGGGGAAGACUUGAUAUUUCAGAACCUUGUAAACUGGCCCAUGGCUAAAAUGAUCUUCCAAAUGGCAGGUGCAGGAGAAGAACUGGCCGACAAAUUGUCAGAAGAAGCUCAAAUCAGGGUUGCCUUGGCAACCUCAGCAUUCAAAUCUGUGUCAAUGAAGUUCCUCAGUGGAGAGAUCCAAGUCAAAACUUUGGAACAGAUUCUCACGAAGGAACGUGAAUUUGUUGGUUUGCUGAAGCUGGAUAUCCUCUGUGAUGAUGGUCGUUGUAAAGAUGACAGGAACAUGGAAAAAUUACUGGUUCAAAGAAGAAAGGAAUUGAAAGAUAUUCAAACAGAGAAAGAGCGAGUGAGAGGUCUUCUACAGGUCUGCCAGGAGCUUCCAGAACAUAUCAAAGUUGACUUUAAGGAUCUGGACACAAAACUUAACCAGAACAUUGAAACAAUGAAUCUGAAUGCAUUAAUGGAGGUCCACACUCUUGAUGAACAGACUUCUUCAACAACCGGGAAGAUCACUUAUUUUAAUCUUUGUGAUAUAACCCGUCAAAUGGCUUCAGAACUGCAUGCCAUAAAAGACAGCUUAAUUUUUAAAAUGUGCUGGACAAAUCGAGUGGAAGAGCUGUCAAGAGAACAAGAUGAUGAAGAUGACACCGAACCCACAGAUGGAAAUGAAGAGGUCUACACUCUUGAGCUGGUCCACAGCAAAAUAUUCCAGAGCUGCUACAGCAAGUACAAAGAGCUUUAUGAUAGCCUGAAGAGCGGAGAACUGUUGCUGGAGGAAAUAGACAGCAUUUUCAACAUCUAUAAAGGAAAAUACAAAGAUCUGGAGAAAGAUUUAAACACCAUGUGCAGAGUAAACCGAUCUGAUGACAGGAAGUGGGUCAAAAAGAGAAUUGAACAGAUUGAACAGUACCAGGACCUUCAUCUAGCAAUGGAAACCUCCAAAAUCAUCAUGGAAAUCAAGAACAUGGUGUGUUCAGGGGGAGACUUCAGUGCACUGGGGAAGUUGCUGCAAAUGGACGAAGCCAACUUCAGGACAUACAAUCUGAGUUACAUAGAUGAUGACUUCAUACGUGCGAAAGACAGUCUGAAAGACAUUACUGAUGAUCGCAAGAAAUGUCUUCAGGAACUCAGCCAGAGAGAAGAGUUUGUCCUGUGGGUUAAAAAAGAACUUGAAGAUAUCAGUGAGCUGAAAGUGUUUGUUGACUUGGCAUCCAUCUCUGCUGGAGAAAAUGACCUGGACGUGGAUCGAGUGGCCUGUUUCCAUGAUGCUGUACUUGGUUACUCAUCCAUAUUGUAUGGGCUGCAACAAGACUCUGGGUUUGAAGACUUCAAGGAUUCAUUGUCAAAAUUGUGGAAGGCCCUUGAUAAUGACAGAAAUAUACCAGAGAAGCUGCGGGAUACAGCACGUCAUCUUGAGUGGUUAAAGACUGUUAGGGAAAGCCAUGGAUCUGUUGAACUGUCAUCACUGUCCUUGGCCACAUCCAUUAAUGAGAGGGGAAUAUACACCAUCAAGGCCCAAAACCAAAAACGGCUUGAUUUAGAUACUUCAGUGACACUGCAAAUUCGUGAUGAACACGAGGAAACCAUGACAAGUACCUAUGAUGACUUGAAGGAAUUGCAAAAUAAACUUAUGCUCAUGUCUGGAAGAGGGCAACAAAAUCAGAGCGAAGUGGAGCAUUUCACUGAGGUGUUUGAUAACGUCCAGAGACUUGCCAGAGCCUGUGUAGACCUUCAUGCUGCAGGAAACCCACUGUUCAGAUGUUGGGAGGCAAAGGUGUAUUGCAAACCUCAGAGUGAUCCAUGUAUCAUCAUGGAUAUCAACUUUUGCAAUACCCUUCACUGCAUCAAAGUAACAGGGAGUGUAGUUGAACAACUUACAUUACUGUCCAAGAAGAUGGAGUUGUUUCUCAUUGACUGGCAAAGCUUCAUGGAUGAACAGAGAUCUGUUCACUACUAUCUAAACUACUUCACAGCAGAACAAAUAUUCUACCUGUGCAGUGUUGUGACUCCAACGAAUGUGAAUGAAGAAGUAGAGGACAAAGCAUUGAUGAUGCUGUCUUUCAUCAAACCUAACUGCACAACAACAGAUGUCUGGAGUGCACUGAGAAGGCUUCAGAACGAAUAUAAGUCUGGAAAAAUGGAUAAUGAAGACAGUGAGACAUCUUUUGCCAACGUCAGUCGUUUUAUGUCAUUUUAUGACUCAGCAGACGAGGCGGGCCAGACAGUCCGUUUGAAAGAACUGGAAGAGUUGUGGGAUGGGUACAUGAAGAAUGGGGGAGUAUUUUUCCAUGACCUCUUGGAUAUAAGGAGUUUAGGGGGUCUAUUAAAGAUGUUGACGGCUACAGAAAACCAGAAUCAAAAUGAAUGGGAAGAAGUAGUACUCUCAGAGACAAAAGACAAAUCCCUUAGAAGAAGUCUUCCUAAAGGCCUUUCCUCAAAACAGCCCAAUCUCAUAAUCUGCCCACACAACGAGAUCCUGACUUCAAGUAUCUGCUUGUACAUGACCAGUGACUACGAGCCACUACCUAGUUAUGAUGAGGUUCUCUUAUGUACCCCUACAACGUCUUUGGAGCAAGUAGAGCUUUUCUUGAGGAGAUGCCUCACACCAGGCGACAUUGGCCAGAAGAUUUACACAAUGCUUUGGGCAGACCAACUAACCUAUGACGUUAGCUGUGCAAUGGAGAAGUGUUUUCGGAAACUGCAUUCCCUAUAUAAAAAUGAUUAUAGACUAGUCAUCUUUUGCAGCUCUGAAAAAGAGCACACUUACAUUCCUACAGCAUUCAGCCAGUACAAAAAAGACAUUGUACCACAAGAGUCAUUGGAAAGUAUCCAGAAGUACUUGUCCAGGCAUUACUCUCUCAACUCAGAUCACAAGAAUGCUGUGUACAAAGGUGGCCAUUAUGUUGGCAUUGUCGCAUCCCGGCGUGCAGGAGUAGGCAAAUCAUUGUAUGUCCAGAGAUUGUAUGAAAAGCUGGAGAAAAGUGUUGAACAAGAUACUGCCUUUAAGAAGUGCAUUCCACUGACUGAACAUGAGAUUGAUGACCACAAGGUUCUCCAGUCAUUGUAUGAUACACCAAAGCAACAAGAUCUCAAGGUUUUUCACUUUGACGUCACAUCCUCGGUGCGGAAAGGCUUGAAUGAAUUUCUGUACAAGCUUUUCUUUUUGCGGUACCUAAUGGAUUCAGAUGGGCAGAUGUGGCACUGCAGCCACAAACACUUGUAUGUCAUUGAGCUACUGGAAUCGACAAAUGAUCAGCCCAGAUAUGCUCCAAGAUCUGGGCAGAAGGAAAACUUUGCAUUCUGGGAUGUUUUUCCCAAAGUGUUUUGUCGUCCACCAAAAGAAGUUAUGGCUUUGGAAGUGGAGAGAGAGAGAGAUGCCAGCAUGGAGAGUGAUGAUCCCCUAAUGGACGAUAAAUGUUUCAGGAGUGAAGCUUAUCAAAGACCAUACCAGUACCUCACACGCUUUCACAACAAUGAAACUCUUCAAAGUUUCACUUACGAUGGGGUUGAAGGAACGCAUGCAAAGUGUCUUCAGAUACUCUUGAUCUACUGUGGCAUAAUAGAUCCCUCAUGGGCUGAGCUACAUAACUUUGUCUGGUUCCUGAAUCUUCAGUUAAAAGACUGUGAGAGUUCAGUCUUUUGCCAAUUUGAACUUGUUGGAGACAUUCUUAAUGGGUUCAAAAACUUUGUGGUUGAGUUUAUGAUCUUGAUGUCCAAAGACUUUGCAACCCCGUCACUGUGCAUCACUGACCAGAGCCCAGGGAGGCAACAAAUUGACAUCAGUGGGCUCAAUGAAAAAGACUUGGCUCCAUUCCUAAUUAGAAAAAGAUGGGAAUCUGAACCACAUCCAUACAUCUUUUUUAAUGAUGACCACACCUCGAUGACUUUCAUUGGAUUUCACCUGAAGCUAAAUGACCAGAAAGGUGUUGAUGCAAUAAAUCCCUUGACAGGAGAAGUGAUAAAGAGAAACAUCAUGACCCAAGAACUGUACCAAGGCUUGAAACUUCAGAAAGUUCCUUUCAAUAUUGACUUUGAUCAUCUUCCUCGAGCUGACAAGAUUGAGCACCUGUGCAGUGUGCUUGGCAUCACGUGGCCAACAGAUCCUGAUGAAACAUAUGAACUGACCACUGACAAUAUGCUCAAAAUGAUGGCAAUUCAUAUGCGGUUUAGAUGUGGCAUUCCUGUCAUCAUAAUGGGGGAGACCGGAUGUGGAAAGACCAGGCUCAUAAAGUUUAUGAGUGAACUGAGAAGGUGUGGAGCACAGGCAGAAAACAUGAAACUGGUUAAAGUCCAUGGAGGAACUACAUCAGAAAUGAUUUAUGAAAAAGUGAAGGAAGCAGAAACUCUUGCAAAGGGCAACAAAGAAGAUUACAGUUUUGACUCUGUUCUUUUCUUUGAUGAGGCAAACACCACAGAAGCCAUUAGUAGCAUCAAGGAAAUCAUUUGUGAUAAGUCAGUGCAGGGACAACAGCUUGAUUCCAAAUCAGGGCUACAGAUUAUUGCUGCCUGCAAUCCUUACAGGAAACAUACGGACAAGAUGAUUGACAGGCUAGAGGCAUCCGGAUUAGGCUACAGGGUCAGGGCUCAGGAAACCGAAGACAGACUUGGCUCCAUUCCUCUUCGCCAACUUGUGUAUCGUGUUCAUGUGUUGCCACCAAGCAUGAUUCCUCUAAUUUGGGAUUUUGGGCAGCUCAGUGACUCUUCAGAGCAAAUGUACAUUAAACAGAUUGUGCAAAGACAGGCAAAGGCCAUCUCAAUCGAGGGGCAUUGUAUUCAAACUAUAACUCAAGUGUUGUCAGCCUCACAAACGUUCAUGAGGGAGAGGAAAGAUGAAUGCAGCUUUGUCAGUUUGAGGGAUGUAGAACGUUGCAUGCAAGUAUUUGUGUGGUUUUACAAAAAUCACCCCAUGUUUGAGAAAGAUCUCAAGGCCUUCCUUCAGCAGCAGUCUAAGAAAAAAGGAAGGUUGCCAUAUUUACCUGCUAGUGACAGAGCAAUCUGGUCACUCUUAAUGGCCACUGGUGUGUGCUAUCAGGCCUGUUUGGAGAACAAAGGGAGAUAUCAGGAAACUAUCAAGCAGUUUCUUCCAAGGGAGUACAAACCACAGAGAAUACUGCAGGAAAUUGAGCUCAUGCAAGACCUCUUACUCAACAGUGUACCCAUGGGUAAGACAAUAGCCAGAAAUGAGGCUUUGAAAGAGAACUUUUUCAUGAUGGUGGUCUGCAUUGAGCUAAGAAUUCCCUUGUUUAUUGUGGGGAAACCAGGGAGCUCCAAAUCACUGUCUAAAACCCUAGUUGCAGAUGCAAUGCAGGGCCCUACAUCACACUCUGAGCUCUACAAGAGACUGAAGCAGAUACAUCUGGUAUCCUUCCAGUGCAGUCCUCAUUCAACUCCGGAUGGAAUCAUCAACACAUUCAGGCAAUGUGCCCGCUUUCAAGAAAGCAAAAACUUGGAUGAAUACAUUUCCGUAGUUGUCCUUGAUGAAAUUGGAUUGGCUGAGGAUUCUCCAAAAAUGCCACUGAAAGUACUGCAUCCAUUACUGGAAGAGGGCUGUGUUGAUGACGAGCCACAACCUCAUAAAAGGGUUGGGUUCAUUGGCAUUUCCAACUGGGCGCUGGACCCUGCCAAGAUGAAUCGAGGGAUUUUUGUAUCCCGUGGAGAUCUAAAUGAGCAAGAGCUCAUCAAAAGUGCUAAAGGAAUCUGCUCAUCUGAAGAAAACGUUCGUGAAAAGAUCAAACACCUCUUUGAGCCUUUUGCGAAAGGAUACAUGACAGUAUGCAAAGAAGGAAAAGGUUUUUUUGGUCUGCGGGAUUUCUACAGUCUGAUCAAAAUGGUAUUUUCAGUUACCAAAAGAUCAAAUGAGCGUCCUACGGCUGAUGAGAUCACUGGUGCAGUCCUGAGAAACUUCAGCGGAAAAGAUGAUGUAGAUGUGAUUGACAUAUUCACCAGAGCACUCACAGAUGACUUUGCCAAUGCCAGCAUCACCACCCUUGAUAUGGUUGAGCAAAGCGUUGCUCCAGCUUCCCAAGUGGAGGAAAGUCGGUACCUUCUAAUCCUUACAAAGAACUAUGCAGCUCUUCCAAUUUUGCAACAGAUAUUCUUGUCUCAUCAAAUCCAUCCAGAGAUCAUCUUUGGGUCUAGUUUCCCAAAGGAUCAAGAAUACACACAGAUUUGUAGGAACAUCAAUCGCGUCAAGGUUUGCAUGGAGACCGGACAGACAGUUGUGCUUCUGAACCUUCAGAAUCUCUACGAAAGUCUGUAUGAUGCCCUAAACCAAUACUAUGUGACGCUCGGGGGUCAAAAAUAUGUUGACCUUGGAUUAGGAACACAUCGUGUGAAAUGCAGAGUUCACCAAAGCUUCAGGCUCAUUGUCAUUGAAGAGAAAGAAGUUGUCUAUGAGCAGUUUCCAAUCCCACUCAUUAACAGGUUGGAGAAACACUACCUUGACAUCAACACUGUCCUCAGAAAUGACCAGAAGGACAUUGCCAGACAGCUUCAAGAAUGGGUUGAGGAUUUUGUGUCAUUUAGUAGUCAACUCCCCCCAAGAAAGCAGUAUGUUCCAAGGGAUGUCUUCAUCGGCUACCACUCAGACACAUGUUCCUCUGUGGUCCUGCAAGUAACGGAAACUCUGGGUGUUGAAACAGAUGCUCAGGAUACUCUGAACAAAGCCAAAGCCAUUCUGCUGAACUGUGCCACUCCUGAUUCGGUUGUUCGUUUAGACAAAUCCAGACUGCCUGAUGAGGAAAGAGAACGUUUGAUAAAAGACUACGUUAAAGAGGACAUGCACAGUUCAUUGGGAGACUACAUUGUGUAUCCCACACAGCAUCUGGAACAAUCACAUGCCUUUUUCACUGAGGUUACAACAUUUUCCAGGCUGUUGACUUCAGCCGACACUCAUCAACUGCAGAGUGUGAUUAAGAUUGAUGCAAUCAAGCUGCUGUCUCUGCAGCAGUUUGACACAGAGUACUCUUUCCUCAAGAAAAUCAGGGAAUUUCUUGGCUCAACAUGCGCACACAAAGUGCUCAUUAUCCAAACAGAGUAUGAUGAAGACUUCCACAGAGGGAAUAUUCUUUCCUCAGCAAAAUAUUCUUGCAUCAACGAAAUCAACAAGUGUGAUGCUACUGAUGGCACAAAGAUAUUUGUGUACUUUGUCACCAAACUUCCUCGAAUGGAGGGUGGGACCUCCUAUGUUGGAUUUCAAGGCGGCCCUUGGAGGUCUGUCCACAUCGAUGAUCUCAGAAGGUCGAAAGAGUUUGUUUCUGGUGUUAAUUCCUUGAAAGAUGAGCGAAUGAGUAAACUUUUUGAAGAUCCACCUGAGGCCAUGGAGAUAGAAGACAACUCUGGUGUGCCACAAAAUGACAACUCCUCUGUUUUGGGAGAAGUCUUCGACACCACAGACCUGGUGAGGAGUUGUGUGCAGAGUGCAGUGAGCAUGCUCAGAGAUUCAUCAGACAAUGGAGAACUCAGCACUAAGAGAGUUGAGAAUCUGCUCACACUUCUGGAUGGAAAUCAGCAACAAGGUGUGUUUGGAGACAUUUUGAGGAAGCGUCUCCACUCCUUGUUAGAGGAUUAUGAGGCCAGUGCUGCCAGUCCAGACAGUUGGGUUCUAAGUGAGGCUUCUAAUUUCAGUGCUCUUCAAGAGGGAGGAACUUUCCUACACACACUCUGGAGGAAAAUCCAAACGGUCAUUACUCCACUCCUCGCCUACUUGGUCUCAGUCAUUGACCGAGAUUGCAAUUUGGACCUUCUGCUCAAUAGUGGAGAUGACAUCAUGAACCUGUGGCUUGAGAUAUUCGGUAGCAAAAAGAUGCUCGAUGUACCCUAUGUGAGGAUGGAAAGCAACUCUGGGGUACUAAUGAUUCAAAGCCAUAUGAUAGGUGGCACCAGCAUGCACUGCCGCAUGCCCUUCAGCUGGUGGAUUAAAGACUUCCUGGAUGGGCUUAUGAUGCAAACAUUCAGACAUAAAAGUCCUUCACUCAGUCACUUUGAUGAGUUGUUCUUGAACACUCCACUUGGCAGCUACAUGGCUAAAAAUGUGAAUGAAAGAAUUCGGAAAGAUUUUUUCGAAAGGUAUCUACGGGAUUUCGUUUUCAUGACCUUCAUGGCAUCAGAUGAAGAAUCAGAGCUCCUGUUCCAUGCCCUGGCCAGCUGUGUUGAAGAGGUACAGAAAGAAAGAGGAAGAGAAGAAGAAGGGUUUUCUCUCCCACACAUCCACGUCGCCUACCAUGUCUUCCAGAGCCGUCUUCAGAAUCUCUCACGGAUGAUUUCCCUUCAACCUCAAGUCGUGCCUCCUUUGCGCAGAAAUCAGCAGAGUAGACAUUGUCCAGAGAUGAUUUUGGAUGUCCUUGCAGCCAAGGCAUGUGUCGAAUGCCUGGAAUCCCCAAAUUUAGAGACCGAUACCCUCUGCCAGGACUGGCUGAGGCAAGUGAAGAGACUGCAAGCGUCUUUGGAGUUGAUUUGCUCCCAUCAAUUCACCCAACAAUAUGGGGAGAGAAGCAAAGAGCGAGUCACUGACGUCAGUAACGGCUGGAUGCGCAUCUACUUCCUAUCAUUGUUUGUGGAACACAUGCUGCUGGGUUUCCAGAAUGAAGACAUGCAGCUCAGGACGCUCGUCCUAAAACACUCUAAAACCUUAAACAGGGUACUGGAGGGAAACUCAGUAAAAUCUACAAAGGUUUUUGAAGCUGUAGUUGAUGUACUGAAGUCCUGCAAACAAGGGGCAGUAGAUCUGAUUUUCAGGCAUGGACUUCAGUGUGCAGUGUGCACGAGAGAGUCUCAGGAUCCCGUGGGGCUGCCAUGUGGUCAUAUCUACUGCUCAAAAUGCAUCAAGUUGAGUAUUGAUGCAGGACACUUAUUCUGUCCCUACUGCAAGCAAGUCUUGCCCGAUAACUUCCAACCGCAAGUUUCCGACGAAUUAAGAGUUUGUAUCAAGAAAAAUGCAGACUUCAGGCGGCGUAACAAUGGUUUCUUCAUCGAUCUCCUCUCUACCGUGUGGUUCAAGGACAACACGCUGCCAAUCCAGGGAGUCAUCACCAAACUGUUGUCCUUCCUGAUGAUUGAAACAGAUCUGUCAGCACUCGAUGAGUCUCCAGAUAAAAACCCAGUUGUGCGAUCUGUGAUACUGAAACUGCUCCUGAAGUUCAGGUUUGAUGAAGUCAAGGAAUUUUUGCAGCAGCAUUUGUCAUCAGUUGAAAACAGCCCAAUUGUGGAUGAAGCGGAUAAAGCAGAGCUUUAUGCAUUAUACAUCAACUGCUUGGAGGACUCACUGUGGGAGAAAACACCUCAGGAGGGAAACGGGACUCAAGAGUUGCAGUUCUUCAAUGAAGGAACAGCAUUCCUUCAGGGCUUUUUGGCUGAAACCACUUCUGCUCCUGGGACGGUCACUAUUCAGCUUCUACAGCACAUUGCCCAAUUGCGUCUGACGCUCACCAUGGCUGCCCAGCUCAUCAGUGGAAAACUGUCUGGCAACAGUGUUCCAGACGGAGCAGUAGAGUUUCUGAACAUGGUGAUCAAGCUCUGUAAGGAUGGUGGGAAUGACUGGUACCGUGUUUACCUGAUUCGUAAGCUCAGCGAAUGGCAGGGUGUAGCUCUCAUCCAGACACUGGUGAAACAACCAGACUUCAACUGGCUUUUCCCUGAAGAGAUCCAUCAGCAGAAUGAGGACAGAGGCCAGGUGGACCACUAUCUCGUGUAUGGUGAGGAGUACAAAGAAGUGAGGGGUGCAGUUGCCAAGGCAGUAGCGGAUGGUGUCCAUCAUGUAGAGAAAAUAGAGGAAGUCUGUGAGGGAUGCACUGCAUCACCAAGGACUCGGACAGUGUUUGUCCUCCUGGCUCUUUUCCGAGACGUUACAACACUGUACAGAUCUGAAAAAAAGGAGCUUCAUCCUAAGUCUGAGUUAUGUGCUGCAUUUGAAGAUCUCAUCCAGGGCUCAAACUAUCUCCAUCAAAAGGAAAUAAGGAAGUUUGCUUCAGCCUUGGUGAAAAAUGAUUUGGGGGCCCCAGUUCCUGCUCAUGGUACUAUAGAGAGCACUGUCAUUGAGCUGAUCAUCCACCUGAAAGCUGUGCUGCUCAGUGGGAAUCACUGUCUACUGAGGCCACUCAAGCACCUGGCUCUGACCCCUGAAAAGAUGCAGGGGGCUUUUAUACCCACAAUGCCUGAUGACAUCUUAGCUGUUACCCAGGCAGUCCUACAACAAGACCAUGGUCAGCUCACUUGGUAUGUGUGUCCAAAUAAUCAUCCAUUCCUUGUUGAUGAGUGUGGUCUGCCAACGGAGAGAGGUCAGUGUCCAGAGUGUGGGGAGGACGUUGGAGGUGAACACCACGUAGCCUUCCCUGGAUCCAGACAGGUUAAGCUAAAGGAUCACACAAGGCCCGGUCACAUCCUGGGAGACCCUGAACGCAGAGACAACUCAGAAGCCCUGGACACCAAAAACAUGUCUCUAACUCCCUUCACACUGGUCAGACUGAUUACACAUUUGACCAUGCUCCUGGGAGCCUCUGAGAAUCCCCAGCUUGUCCAGCAAAUCAUCCAACCACGAGUGGAGGACGUCCGUGCGUUUCUCACUCAACACAUAACAAAGGACUUGGAUCAGCUGAAACGGGCACUGGGAAAAGGAAAUGAUGACACUGUUACAGUUGUCCACUUGGUGCUCAAGUCCCUGCAAGAGCUACGUCCCGACAGCCACUCUGGUAUUGACCCUCUACUGAAAACUAAGGCAUCCAGAAACACCUGGGAGACGGCUGUGGCUACAGAUAUUAUUACACCUAAGUUGAAGGAUCUUGAUCGACUCCUGCAAGAAGCAAAGCGCAACAUCAGAACUGACCCCCGAGUGUCUUCCAACCUAAUCAUGAGGACAACCUUCGGUGAUGACUGCACCUUCCUUGCGUCGCUGCAGCAGGGCUCUCAGGUCCACAGCUCAGCAGUGUGGAGCUGCAGGGAGAGGCUCUCGCUGCUCAGCCUCACGCACAUUGUGGAGCAUAAAGAUCAGAAAGAAGAGCUGCCCCUGCUCUGGAGGUUCCUGCAGAAGGAGAGAGAAUUUCGCCAGAUAAAGUUCCUUCCAGAAAUCCUAAGAUUGCAGAAAAAUUUAGUGAGAAAAUAUCAGAAUGCAUCCGAGCAAAUAGCCGGCUCCAUCGCACAGUUCAUUGAAAAGCAAACAGAACGGAGGGCCUGGUACGAAAAACACAUCGACACCUUCCUGAGAACAUGGAAUCUGCUUAGAUUGUCCGUUACCAGCAAUGAGCUGAAAAUCCCAGAGGAAUUUUGUAGUGAGGAUUUGAACCUGAACAGCGACUUUCAGUACCUCCUUCCCCGACGCCAGGGUCCAGGCCUGUGUGCCACCGGGCUGGUCAGCUACCUGGUGGCGCUGCACAACGAGCUGGUGAACGCUGUGGACAGACACACUGGAGAGGACAGCAGCGGCUACAGGGUGAGCGUGGUGGAGCUGAUGGAGCAGCAUGUGAUCCAGUAUGACGUGGAGAAGGACCUGCUCCCUCUGGUUUUAUCCAACUGCCAGUACAGCUUGGAGCGUGGCCAUGAGACAAUAUCACAGUACGACCUGCCCAGGAUCCAGCAGCAGCUCCUCACCCGCAUCCUGCAGGGAAAGCCUCUCAUCACACGAACAGGCAUUCCCACUCUGGUCAACACACAAGAGAGAGACUAUGAAUCCAUUUUCAAAACUGUCAAAGGAAAGGUGCCUCAGGCCGUUCUGACUUCUCUGACCCGAAACGCUGUGUCCAGAGAGCUGGACUCCUACAGCCAAGUGUGUGAGGCGCUUAAGAUCCUGGAGCUGCUCCUGGGUUUCCUCUCAAUGACUGGUGGCGACCCCCUCAUGCCGCUGGUCUCUUACCUCGAGGACGUACUGAAGAUGGCCCAAAACAUUGAUCCUCAAAUACUGCAGGCUCUGAGGAGAUGCUCUCUCAAACACUGCGUUUCUCUCUGGCAGCUCCUCUCCUCCCUCAAAUCUGAAAACAUGCUGCGUCUCAAGAUGGAUCCCUUCUCUGAAUAUCCGGCUGAGUACCAGAAGCCACUGACGGAGGACGACAAGGCCGACCUGAAAGGCUUCAUGUCCAAGAGGAACGUGGACCAGUGGCAGCUGGAGGUGCACGAGUUCCUCUUGCUGAGUUUGGGCCGCCCGCGGGCCACAGACCUGUACAAGCCAAACUUCAGUCUUAAAACGGCGGUGGCUAACCACAUGGACCGUAAACACGCUGAGGUCCCCCGGUACGUGGAGGAGAGCUUCCCUGAAAACCUCAAGCUGUCCCAGAUUGUCGAGAUGUGGAAAUACGCCGUCAUAGCCAAACAGGAGUGGUUGAUGGAGGGAUGAACAGGACACGUUUGAAAGGAUUUUUUGUUAAUUUCUGCUUUUGUUGAUUUAUAAAUUUCAGGACCUGCUCAGAAAAUGUUAGACAAGCAUACAUCAUAUGUUGUAGGCCAUUUUAAUAUGAGAUUAUUAGUUCUUUUGAAAAAAAAUUUCCUACAAUUAUUUUACUAUUGAACUCCAGCGUCCGAUGUUAGAAUUUCUACCAGCUGGUGUUUAGUGCUCUGAUUUAUUUGUUGCUGCUGUGUAUUAAAUGUAUCCUCAUUAUCAUGAAGGUUAAACGUUCCUUAUAGCUACAUGAGACGAUGUCAGUCUUAUUUUUGUACGUUGAGCCUGGACAUGUGUAAGUUUCCCAUGCUGCUGGACGACACAGUUGAGUUUUUCAGACAAUCAGGGAUCAUACGUUUAUUUUAUUGUUUCUAUUUUCUUUAUUUUUUUCAAAUGUGAAGAAUUAAAAAGAUGUGAGUGACGCACAGGAAGUCAGAUAAAAACUAGAGCGCGUUUAAUUCCUGUUUAUCAGUUUUUUAGUUGAAAGUUUUACUCAAAUGCUGACUCAAAUGCAUAUAUCAGAGCUUUUUUAUGUCUGUAGAUUAUGCUGAUGUUUCUAUUAAGUUGAUGAAUCUGCAUGGUAACAAGUGAGGGGAAAUUGCAAACUAGAUGCUUUGCAUCUUUUUGUUUUUCAUUAUAUUUUCUAUUUUUCAGUCUUUUUCAAUUUUAUAAUAUAAUUAUUUUCACUGCAUUUCCGUUGUUUUCAUUUACAUUUUUACCAUUUACAAUGUCGAAUGUUUAUUUGUGUCGACCUGUUAUACUUUUUUUUUUUUUUUAGCACAAUCAUGUUUAGAUAUUAAACAAUGCAGAUCAUGAAGUGUUUAAAGCCAUAAAUCUGCCUUAUGCACCGGUCGACUGCUGAAAAUCAAGAAAUCCUUGAUGCUGCAAGCAGUGAAUGUUUAUUCUGUUUGAGUUUAAAAUGUUAAUCAUUAAAUAUGGAAAUGCGUCAUGUGUUGUUUGAUCAGUUUAUAUACGGGUGAGGACUGUUGUAAUAAAUAAAAUGUAAAAUCUUACUCUCAUUCAACAAAUGAAUAAAAAACUGUGUCCUACUUUUUUUUCCAAUUUUGUGAGAAAACUGCAAAUGAAUCAAAAUUUACUUUAGUGUCUAUAAGUAUUUGGAACAAGUAAAGGUAAUAUUGGCUGCUCUUUGAUCCUUCAUGUGACCAAAAAAAUAAAUAAAUUCAGUUGAAGUUCAAGCUACUUCUAUUUAUACAUAUAUGCAGCAUGUAGUUAAAAGUUUACUCAGUCAUCCCAGUUCCUUUUCUAUUAAACUAUAAACUCCAACAGUAGAUGGUCGUCUACAACAUUAAUCACGACACAGUGUCUAAAGUGUCAUUUGAUUCCAACAUUAAAUUAGUUUGAGGCUGAACCUCAACACACGACUUCUUCUCAAUAAAUACGACUCCUUUAACAAAAACUGUUUUAUUCUCAUGUUCUCCUGUAAAUAAAUUACAAUAUCGUCUCAUGUUACAAAAAUAAAAAUGAAACCCAACGGUGGAAUUACCCAUUUCAGACUUAAGAAUAUGAGAAUUUUUUUUUUUUCCUCUCUCCCUAUAAACCUAAUUAACAUCAUCACGUGUCAGAAAUGCUUUAACAAAAGUGUUGAUUAUCUGGGGCUGAACCCUCGGCUCCUGACUGCCGCUCUGCUGUGAUCAGUGCUGGAGAAGGACAAAACUAAACCGCAAACAGAACAUCACAAACAGAGAAAUGAAGAGCAAGUUAAAAAAAAAAAAAGAAAA
Messenger RNA from Mugil cephalus (flathead mullet), 17433 nucleotides. RefSeq names its product ring finger protein 213a (gene rnf213a). Gene Ontology annotation, biological process: sprouting angiogenesis; negative regulation of non-canonical Wnt signaling pathway; ubiquitin-dependent protein catabolic process. The transcript has 68 exons. Gene Ontology annotation, cellular component: membrane; cytosol; nucleolus. NCBI's taxonomy places the organism in Eukaryota, Metazoa, Chordata, Actinopteri, Mugiliformes, Mugilidae. Gene Ontology annotation, molecular function: ATP hydrolysis activity; ubiquitin-protein transferase activity; metal ion binding. The record is from RefSeq and is a predicted model, not a curated record. Bases 137 to 15652 code for a protein of 5171 amino acids.